Messenger RNA from Hippopotamus amphibius kiboko, 4120 nucleotides. It is a transcript of the gene WDR20, whose product is annotated as WD repeat domain 20. Gene Ontology annotation, molecular function: protein binding. The transcript has 4 exons. NCBI's taxonomy places the organism in Eukaryota, Metazoa, Chordata, Mammalia, Artiodactyla, Hippopotamidae. The coding region runs from base 681 to 1991 and encodes 436 amino acids. The record is from RefSeq and is a predicted model, not a curated record.
GGCCCAACCACUAAGGGCAGGACUGUUCGGUGGCUGUCAUAUUCUCAUGUGACGGAAAUUAGGAAACCACUAAAGUAUUGCCCCCAGGUAGGAUGUGACAGGGAUAAAUGAAGAAUGGUAGCUGCCAUCUGAGUGCUCAUGUGUGCUCUGUGCUUUAUAUCCAUCAUCUGCGGGCCUCUCCAUGGCCCUGCAGGGGAGUUAGGGGACUCCGUUCCCUGUGGCUCUGGGAGAGGUGACAGGCACCUUGCCCAGGGCACCUAGCUACCAAGAGGGAAGGCCUGCCUGGUUCCAAAGUCUGGGCUCUUUCUCCUUCUCCCAGACUGCUUCGACCUGUCAAGGGCUGAUGACCCCGUGGGGAAGGAGUGGCUGGCUCACUGAAAGCUUACUGCUGCUGUUACUGCUGCUGAAAGGCUGCUGACUUGAGUAAACCAAUAGAUAAAAGGAUAUACAAAGGAACACAGCCUACUUGUCAUGACUUCAACCACCUAACAGCCACAGCAGAAAGUGUCUCUCUCCUAGUGGGCUUUUCUGCAGGCCAAGUCCAGCUUAUAGACCCAAUCAAAAAAGAAACUAGCAAACUAUUUAAUGAGGAAAGACUAAUAGACAAGUCACGAGUAACCUGUGUCAAAUGGGUUCCUGGUUCGGAAAGCCUUUUCCUAGUAGCCCAUGCGAGCGGGAACAUGUACUUGUAUAAUGUAGAGCACACUUGUGGCACCACAGCCCCCCACUACCAGCUUCUGAAGCAGGGAGAGAGCUUUGCCGUGCACACUUGCAAGAGCAAAUCCACGAGGAACCCUCUCCUCAAGUGGACGGUGGGCGAGGGGGCCCUCAACGAGUUUGCUUUCUCCCCAGAUGGCAAGUUCUUGGCGUGCGUGAGCCAGGACGGCUUCCUGCGGGUGUUCAACUUUGACUCGGUGGAGCUGCACGGCACCAUGAAAAGCUACUUUGGAGGCUUGCUGUGCGUGUGCUGGAGCCCAGACGGCAAGUACAUCGUGACGGGCGGAGAGGACGACCUGGUGACCGUCUGGUCCUUUGGAGACUGCCGCGUGAUCGCGCGGGGCCACGGGCACAAAUCCUGGGUCAGCGUGGUGGCGUUUGACCCCUACACCACUAGCGUGGAAGAGAGUGACCCUAUGGAGUUCAGUGGCAGCGACGAGGACUUCCAGGACCUUCUUCACUUUGGGAGAGAACGAGCAAAUAGCACCCAGUCCCGGCUGUCCAAGCGGAACUCGACUGAGAGCCGCCCCGUCAGUGUCACGUAUCGGUUCGGCUCCGUGGGCCAGGACACGCAGCUCUGCUUGUGGGACCUCACGGAAGACAUCCUUUUCCCCCAUCAGCCCCUCUCCAGAGCAAGGACACACACGAACGUCAUGAACGCCACGAGUCCUCCUGCCGGAAGCACUGGCAACAGCGUCACGACCCCCGGCAGUUCGGCGCCCCCUCCUCUGCCGCGGUCCAACAGCCUCCCGCAUUCCGCCGUCUCCAACGCCGGCAGCAAGGGCAGCGUCGCGGACGGGGCCAUCGCUUCUGGGGUCAGCAAGUUCGCGACCCUCUCACUGCACGACCGGAAGGACAGGCACCACGAGAAAGAUCACAAGCGAAACCAUAGCAUGGGACACAUUUCUAGCAAGAGCAGCGACAAACUGAACCUCGUUACUAAAACCAGAACGGACCCAGCGAAAACUCUGGGGACGCCCCUGUGUCCUCGCAUGGAAGACGUUCCCUUGUUAGAGCCGCUCAUCUGUAAAAAGAUAGCACAUGAAAGACUGACUGUGUUAAUUUUUCUUGAAGACUGUAUAGUCACUGCUUGUCAGGAGGGAUUUAUUUGCACAUGGGGAAGGCCUGGUAAAGUGUUUUUCAGCUUAAACAUUAUCCUGAGCAAGAAUAUCUUUUCUAACCUAACCUCUGGAAGAAAACAGCUUUUGGCAAGAAGAGGCUAUUACUCCUUGGUCAGCACGACUUUUCCAUCAUGCACUGAGACGCAUGGAUGAAAAGCACAGGAAUGAGUGCUCGGGGUGGCACGCGAGCCGAGCUGCUCCCUCCCAACCAGAGGUGGCUCUGCCCGCCCGCCCGCCUGCCCGCCCGCCUGCCUGCCUGCAGCGACAGAAGCCCUCGGAGAGCACGAGCCAGGCCACGGGGGUCUUCUCUGCCUGCCCUGCUCGCCUCUCAUACAGCCUCUGGGAACCCCAGGAGCAAGGUCUGUGUUGUGACUUGGGUGACGCAGUCUUCUGAACCCGUUGGCUGCCCCAGCCCCAGCCCCUCUCUGAGUGUCUCCUCCCUUGGGAGGGCUUGAGAAGGAAGCCUUCAGAAAACCUUGCCUUCUUUUAAAAGCAAAUGUGUAAGAGGGAGUAGGCAGACUCUAAAAAAACCCAGUAGCUUUGGGUUCUAAAUUGAUUUAAUUUCGUCUUUUGUGCUGAUUGGACCUUCUAGCAUUUUUUACGGGUUCUCCUAUGAGCCAUUGUCUUGGGACUAAGGAUAAAUGCCUUAAUGAAAAAAACGGGAAUAAGCUCUACCAGUGACUGUUGUCUCAGACAUCCAGAAACAAUGGGGGACAAAAUGCCAGGGAGCUUCUCAGUGUUCACGGGCGUAUACAUGCGUCCCCUCAGUAUCUGUUCCACUGCUGGGCCCCACAGCCAAGUCCAAGCUGGCAGGUGGCCCGGCAGCUGUUUCUCCCCAAUUCCUCCACUUCCUGUGGUACAUCUUGAAUUUUUAAGAAAUGGUCCAGUAUUGCAUUUGCACUGAAGUUGGUGAAGCUGUUUCAUCAGUGCCUGUGCCAGUGCACAAGGUUCUUGUUACCUCCUGCUUGGGAGCGAGAUCUUUGAUUUCCUGGUUGAGGAAGCUCAAAGUGUGAGGGGAAGGCCAAAGGGCCGGGGAGCACCAGGGAAGGAAUCCUUUGAAAACUCAAAGGUCAUGUUUGUGGACUUGACUGUCCGAGGAGAAGCUAAAAGCAGAGGUCCACCGUGGAUUUCCCAGGAGGGAUACACGGAGCACAGCAUACCGUGCUGUGCGGGAGGCCGUGGCCAAGGGUGACCGGCCCCUGUGCGGCCCCCACGCGAAGGGGAACUAGGGGAGCAGUUGGCCUCCCGCGUGGUGUGUCCACUCCUGGGGUUUCCUUCCUCCGCAUUUGCGUGUAGGCCUGAUGAGUGACCCGGAGGAAGUGUCCGCCUCGGGCACCACAGCAGGGAACAGUCAGCAAGGCCCUCUCCUUGUCCAGAGCACACCUGUCGCUCUGGGCUGGUCAGGAUUGUCACCUGUUCAUGUCGUCAGGUGACCAAGCUCCACCACCCCAGUGCUGGCCCGUGAGAGACGGCCUGGGAGGGUGGAGUCCAGGGCUCACCUUGAAGAGCACUUGUAUCCAGCUGUUCCCUUUGAAACUCAGAGCCAAGUUCAAACCUGUAUGUAAAAGCCCCUCCAGGAGAGGGAAGCUGUCCCACUGGUACUGACUUUAUAUUCAUUGCCGCAUCUGUUACAUGGACUUUGUGUCAUGGUCAAAUCUCUGUCUCUCAAUUUAAAUAUGUAAAAGAAAACUUUUCUGCAUUUUUGAUUUCUGUAUACUAAGUUUAUAAAAGGUUACUGUGUUAGAUGACACUGUAUAAAGUUGUGUGAAUAUUUACCUUUAGUGAAGAUCAAAACUCAUAUAUGUACUUCCUUUUUUACAUUUUCAUCUAAUUUCUUGAAAACUUGAAUAAAUUUCAUAAAGAGCCUUCCUAACAUGAAAUGUUGGUAAAUUAAGUUCUUAACUGUUGCAAUAAUUAAUGAAGCUUUAAUAUCAGUAUUGUUACUUUAUAAUUUUAAGAAAAUCAUGUUUCUGUUUCACUGCCUUGGUUUUAGCUGGUCCCUUGUCACUGUCACAGCUAGAGACUUACUACAUACUUGAUAUUCUGAAGACCUGGGGGGUUGUCCUCUGUAUCAUGACAUUAAAUAAACAUGUGAAUGAAUUGUAAAUGUAGAUAAUUUUCAAUAGUCAUCUUCACAUCUGAGCUUUAAAAAAAAUCUCAGUGAACCAAAAAAGAAAGGCUUUUAAAUGCUGUAAAAUUAAGGGCCUUGUUAAUGUUUAUAGAACAAAUAGCCUGAGGAACCGCUACCUCUUACUACUGAUUCUGAGUUUUUCAUAAUUAGA